Corvus hawaiiensis (hawaiian crow) is the source of this 7438-nucleotide messenger RNA. RefSeq names its product drosha ribonuclease III (gene DROSHA). Bases 196 to 4206 code for a protein of 1336 amino acids. The record is from RefSeq and is a predicted model, not a curated record. Gene Ontology annotation, cellular component: nucleus. NCBI's taxonomy places the organism in Eukaryota, Metazoa, Chordata, Aves, Passeriformes, Corvidae. The transcript is spliced from 33 exons. Gene Ontology annotation, molecular function: double-stranded RNA binding; ribonuclease III activity. Gene Ontology annotation, biological process: pre-miRNA processing; rRNA processing; primary miRNA processing.
ACCGCUUUCCUGUUCCGGAGCCGGGGCGCUGCGGGCAGCGUUUGCCUCGGCGGCGGCGAGGGCGCCAGUUCAUCAGAAGCUGUCUACUUUCUCUCAGCAAGAGCUACAUCUUUUGCUGCAGUGGCACCGGAAUGCAGCUGAGAGUAGUGCUCUGAGCAGUCCAGAUUGGCCAUGUUGCACUAUCGCAGGUGAGCCAUGUCUUUCCAUUCUGGGCGAGGAUGUCCCCGUGGCCAGGGGGGACCAGGAGCAAGAACUUCGUCACAGACCUACCGCCCUCAGAACCUCCGUCAGCUUCACCCACAGCAGCCCUCUGUACAGUACCAGUAUGAGCAGCAAACUGCCCCUCCAACAACCUAUUCCAACCCUCCAACCACCGGUUACAUGCCUCCCAGGCCAGACUUUGUGCCCUAUCCUCCUCCAGUGCCCCCUUCCACACAAAAUCCCAUCAGCCAGUGUCCCAUGAGGCCGCCAUUUCCAAACCACCAGAUGAGGCAGAGCUUCCCAGUACCUCCAUGUUUCCCUCCCACUCCUCCACCAGUGCCAAAUCCUAGCAACACUCCCGUGCCAGGAACACCUGCUGGACAAAGCACCUUCCCUUACAUGAUGCCUCCCCCCACAGUACCGCACCCUCCCCCCCCGCCAGUCAUGCCCCAGCAGGUCAGCUACCAGCCUGUGUACUCUGCAGGGUACUCGCAGCAGUCGUUCCCGCCGCCCAGCUUCAGCAGCUACCAGCACACCUCCGGCUCCUUCCCGAGCAGCACUGCCAGCAGCAGUGCCAGCAGCAGCCACUUCCGGCACACGGGGCAGUACCAGGGAGAGAAGUCCCAAAGCGAUCGGCGGUCCCCAGACAGGAGCAAGCACUAUGAUGAGCACCGGCACCGCGAGCAUGGUCACAUGCAUGGCGACAGGCAUCGCUCCACUAACCACGGGGAUCGUCGGGAGCGUGGCCGCAGUCCGGAUAGAAGGAGGCAGGAAAGCAGUCGGCACCGGACAGAUUAUGACAGAGGAAGGAUAUCGCCUCAUCACAGAAGUUACGAGCGAAACAGGGAACGGGAGAGGGAGAGGCAUAGGCACCGUGACAGCAGAAGAUCACCAUCACCAGACAGAUCCUACAAAAAGGAUUACAAGAGAGCAGGAAGCCGGUCUCCAAGCAGAGAAAGAAAGAGAACCCGAUGGGAGGAGGACAGAGAAAGGUGGUCUGAGAACCAGAACUCCAGCAAAGAGAAAAAUUAUACUGCUGUCAAAGACAAAGAAUCAGAAGAGAAUGCAUCUGAAAAAAAUGAAGAGGAAGAUGAGGAAUUGCUUAAGCCAGUCUGGGUUCGCUGUACCCAUUCUGAAAGCUAUUAUUCCAAUGACCCCAUGGAUCAAGUGGGGGAUUCUACUGUGGUAGGAACAAGCAAGCUCCGAGAUCUGUAUGAAAAGUUUGAUGAGGAGUUAGGAAAGCGACAGGCAAAGGCCAAAGCAGCCAGGCCUCCAUGGGAGCCACCGAAAACCAAGCUGGAUGAAGAUUUAGAGAGCUCCAGUGAGUCAGAGUGUGACUCUGAAGAUGACAGCAGCUGCUCCAGCAGUUCAGAUUCAGAUGUUAUUGACGUCAUUGCAGAAAUUAAGCGUAAAAAAGCACACCCUGAUCGUCUUCAUGAAGAACUGUGGUACAAUGAUCCAGGACAGAUGAAUGAUGGACCUUUGUGCAAGUGCAGUGCUAAAGCCCGGCGAACGGGAAUAAGACAUGGCAUUUAUCCUGGCGAAGAGCCCAUUAAACCAUGUCGCCCCAUGACCAACAAUGCUGGAAGACUGUACCACUAUCGAAUUACUGUGUCACCUCCCACAAAUUUCUUAACAGACAGACCUACUGUUAUUGAGUAUGAUGACCAUGAAUAUAUCUUUGAAGGGUUCUCCAUGUUUGCACAUGCCCCACUAACAAAUAUUCCUCUAUGCAAAGUAAUCAGGUUUAACAUUGACUAUACCAUUCAUUUCAUUGAGGAGAUGAUGCCUGAGAAUUUUUGUGUGAGAGGCCUUGAGCUGUUUUCUUCAUAUCUAUUCAAAGAUAUUUUGGAGUUGUAUGACUGGAAUCUUAAAGGUCCUUCACUUGAAAAUGAUUCUGUUUCCUGUCCCAGAUAUCACUUCAUGCCGCGGUUUGUGAGAUUUCUUCCAGAUGGAGGAAAAGAAGUACUCUCAAUGCAUCAGAUUCUUCUCUACUUGUUACGAUGCAGUAAAGCUUUGGUGCCUGAAGAGGAGAUUGCCAACAUGCUUCAGUGGGAAGAACUGGAAUGGCAGAAAUAUGCAGAAGAAUGCAAAGGGAUGAUUGUUACCAGCCCUGGCAUGAAACCAAGCUCAGUUCGUAUUGAUCAACUGGACCGCGAACAAUUCAAUCCUGAUGUAAUUACUUUCCCUAUUAUUGUGCACUUUGGGAUACGACCUGCUCAACUCAGUUAUGCUGGAGAUCCUCAGUACCAAAAGCUGUGGAAGAGUUACGUGAAGCUGCGUCACCUGCUGGCUAAUAGUCCCAAAGUCAAACAGGCUGAUAAACAGAAAUUAUCACAAAGAGAGGAAGCACUGCAGAAAAUUCGUCAGAAGAACACAAUGAGGCGUGAAGUGACAGUGGAGUUGAGCAGCCAGGGGUUCUGGAAAACGGGGAUACGCUCUGACGUCUGCCAGCACGCAAUGAUGCUUCCUGUCCUCACCCACCAUGUCCGCUACCAUCAGUGUCUGAUGCACUUGGACAAGUUGAUAGGCUACACUUUUCGAGAUAGGUGCUUGCUGCAGCUUGCCAUGACUCACCCAAGCCAUCAUCUAAAUUUUGGGAUGAAUCCGGAUCAUGCCAGAAAUUCCUUAUCCAACUGUGGGAUUCGACAGCCCAAGUAUGGAGAUAGAAAAGUCCACCAUAUACACAUGAGAAAGAAAGGGAUAAACACCCUGAUAAAUAUUAUGUCCCGUUUGGGACAGGAUGAUCCAGCUCCUUCCAGGAUUAACCACAAUGAGCGUUUAGAAUUUCUGGGAGAUGCUGUGGUGGAGUUCUUAACAAGUGUCCACUUAUACUACCUGUUUCCCACUCUGGAGGAAGGAGGAUUAGCUACGUACCGCACUGCCAUCGUACAGAACCAACACCUGGCCAUGCUGGCUAAGAAGCUGGAACUAGAACGAUUCAUGCUUUAUGCUCAUGGUCCAGACCUUUGCAGGGAGUCAGAUCUCCGUCAUGCCAUGGCCAACUGCUUUGAAGCCCUCAUAGGAGCUGUUUAUCUAGAGGGAAGCCUAGAAGAAGCAAAACAAUUAUUUGGACGUUUGCUCUUCAAUGAAAAGGACCUGCGGGAUGUAUGGCUUAAUUAUCCACUACAUCCACUCCAACUGCAGGAGUCCAAUACUGACAGGCAACUCAUUGAGACCUCUCCAGUUCUUCAAAAGCUUACGGAGUUUGAGGAGGCAAUUGGAGUCAUCUUUACUCAUGUUCGGCUUCUAGCACGUGCGUUCACUCUGAGAACAGUGGGCUUUAACCAUUUGACUCUAGGCCACAACCAGAGGAUGGAAUUCCUAGGUGACUCCAUAAUGCAGUUGGUAGCCACAGAGUAUUUAUUCAUACAUUUCCCCGAUCAUCAUGAGGGGCACUUAACGCUGUUGAGAAGUUCUUUGGUGAACAACAGGACACAGGCCAAGGUGGCAGAAGAGCUGGGUAUGCAAGAGUUUGCCAUCACUAAUGACAAGACUAAAAGACCUGUAACUCUUCGAACUAAGACUUUGGCUGAUCUCUUGGAAUCCUUUAUUGCUGCCCUGUACAUUGAUAAAGAUUUGGAAUACGUUCACACGUUCAUGAAUGUUUGCUUUUUUCCACGGCUAAAGGAGUUUAUUUUAAAUCAAGAUUGGAAUGAUCCUAAAUCUCAGCUUCAGCAGUGCUGCUUGACUCUCAGGACAGAAGGAAAAGAGCCGGACAUUCCUCUUUACAAGACCUUGCAGACAGUGGGACCUUCUCAUGCCAGGACAUACACAGUAGCUGUUUACUUCAAAGGGGAAAGAAUAGGAUGUGGUAAAGGGCCAAGUAUUCAGCAAGCAGAAAUGGGAGCUGCAAUGGACGCACUUGAAAAAUAUAACUUUCCCCAGAUGGCCCAUCAGAAACGGUUCAUUGAACGGAAGUACAGACAGGAGUUGAAAGAAUUGAGGUGGGAAAGAGAGCAUCAAGAGAGAGAGCCAGAGGAGACUGAAGAAGCAAGGAAAUAAAAGGAGGGCACAGAAGCAGUGGCAUAUUUACUUACUUAAUAACUCUGACUGUGGCCUAUGGAGACCUAACCUAGUUUCUUGCAGAUGAUGAAUGAAGAGUGCCUGUUGAUAUCAAAAAGAAAAUUGUAAUCUCUUCUUUAAAAGCGUGUGCAAAUAUAGUAUUUCUUUAGUUUGGUUUUAAGUUUGGCUUUUAAAUAAGAUUUGGAUUUAAAUACUUUUAAUUUUUAUGAAAAGUUGUUGAUUAUUUUUAUUAUUUUUACUGUCUUGUAUGAAGUAAUAAAGUAUUCAUUUCAAAAGCUAAUAGGAGGAAAAGCUCUUUAACAAUUGUCUCCUGUGUCUAAGUGCUGUGUUGUCAGUGACCAGCAAAGUUACUGCAUGAGCUCUGCUGUGGAGGAGGAAGGUGUUAUGAGAAACUGAUUCAGCUGAGCACUUAAGCAUGUACCUAACUUAAGUUUUGCAGCUAAAUUUACUACUUUUUGAAUUUGCUAAACCAGAGUUAUAAAGUUUGGGCCCUUUUUUACAGAAAAUGGUACAGUAAUUUAAAGGAGAUACUCAGUUUUGCUUUGAACAGUGGAUGCCAUAUCUGAAGUGACACAGAUGUGUGUGGAAGAUUGAGGAGUUUUGUUUUUAAAUCACUGUUACAAGACUUGAAGAAAAAGGUACUUAUGAAGCAAGAGAAUGGCAGUUUCUUUUUGCAGAGAAUGUACAUGUAGUUUACAUUAACAAGUUCAGUUUCUUUCUCAACUUCUUGUUCUAUCAGGCUGGUGUCUAAUGGAUUUCUUCCACAAGAAGAUACCAGUGUGGCCAUUACUGUGAAGUGGUGUGUUAGAAACUCUAUGUGGGUGCUGCUCCGGAGAGGUUCAUUGAGAACAGUUUUUGUCAAAACAAGGGCAGUUUGUCCCCAAAGUAUAGUUCAAAGGUUGUGUACAGUUUCAAGUCACCCAGUUUCCUUGAUUUUUUUUUAUGUCUGUGGCUUGUAUUAGAAGGAUGUUUCUUCUGAACAGCACCAGAAAUGGAAAAUCCACUGUCUGUUGGUAUUUUUUCCCACUGGUUACCAACACUGUUUGUUCUUUUAAUUUUGCUGCUUCUAGCCAUUUGUCCCCAUUAAGCUGGGUUCUCAGUACAGUCCCGUGGUAGGUAAUUGUGUAGUCAUUUUUUGUCUUUCUUUUCUGAUAAGCAGAACAGAUUGAACCCUUAUUCUCCUUAGCUGCACAUUUUCUUCCUUAAAGGAGAAAAGAUCCUUUUUGGCCAGUCAUUUUUGCAUUUUCUGAUGUACCAUGGUUGUCUGUAUUAAAAUACAGGGCAGAUUUGUGAAGAUGGAUUUGUGCACAAGUCUGGCCCAAGGAAUUCAUGCAGAUUCAUGGAAGAAAACUUUUGCCCAACGGCCACACUACCCUGAGCAGCUGCUUCAGCGAUUGUCUGAAGCGCCUCUCUGUAGGUGUGUGAUGGACAUCAAGGAAAGCACUUUAUUGCAGGUGCCAAAGUAGACACAAAUGAAGCUGAAACAUUCAGGCUACCCAAAUGUCUUCCCAAAGUUUCACUUCUGACCUAAUCAGUAUGUGUAUUUUCAGAAGCAUACUUUUCUACACUUGCAAUGUGAGAUGCACUUAAAUACGGGGGUUUUUUUUACACUUGAGCCCACAACACUACCUCACUUCUUCCAACUUCUAUGAUUUGCCUUUUCUUAAUGGAUUGAUGCUUUAAAUCCAUUUUGGAGGAUGAGAGAAAAGAAAAACACAAACACAUUCUGUAAUUUAGAGAGUGAUAAUAAACCAUUAGAACAUAAAGGAGGGAAUAAAAACAAGGUAAAGGCAGGGAGCUGCUCUCUGCUGAAUGCUGCUGCCAUUUGACUUUUGAGAAGUCAUUGUAGCUUCUUAUAGCUUCAGUCUGUAAAUAAAAAGCUGAAAUGCUUCUCAAGAGUAGGAAGCUUGAAAAGCACCAGCAACUCCCCUGUCCACAAGUCUUUUGUAUUUCAAAUUCUUUUGUAUAGUUGCCCAUCUGCUUCUAACAGUAUGAUGAAAUGGUUCAGUGGUGGAGGGUUAAGUGUAACUGUGUAAACCAUUAUUUUAUUUUUCCCUCUUAACUGUGACCAGUUUCAUAUGUUUAACGAAUAGAAAAUGACUUCAUUUUCAGGUGUAUGAUUGCUUAGCAAAUUGCUCUCAGCAUAUCUGACAUCACCAAAGUACCCCAGUGGAACUGUUAGCUCAUAGUUUAACAUUACUUUCAUUAUUCCUAUGUACAAUUUCACUUUUCAGCUGUAAGAAGACUGCAAUCUUAUUCAUAAAUAUUUUCAUAAAAACUAGAUUGAAUUUAUCAGAUAGGCUGUUUCGGGGGAGGAACCCAGAUCGGUUCUUUUUUUUUCUUCUUUGACCCAGAAAUUGCUUGGGAAAUACCAAACUUUUAAAACAAUUUCUGCAUUCCAGUUACUGCAGUUAAUGAAUUUUAGGCUUUUUACAAGAAAAUGUAGAUGAUAACUGUGUUUUCAAAAGUGGGCUAUUUUCCCUUUUUUCACUGUGUAAGUGUGGGCUAGGAAGAUUGCCUGAAGCAAUUUUGUUUUCCUUGUCUUGACAACAAAAAACAAAAGGUAAAAAAUACUCUGCUUCCUUUGUUCAAACCACAGUGUCUUUCUGUGUACGGGCUGUCUAAAAGCAGUGGCUGUGAAUGUUCCUGUUAAUUUCAGGAGUUGUGGGGAAUGUGAAAUGUGAGCACAGUCCUUUAGAACAGACACCAAGGAGGGGAAGCCUCUCUAAGUUGCCUUUGGUAAAAAUUAUCAUUGCACUCAUGCUGAUCAGUGGAACAGCUGGAGCUUAUAACCAGGCAGCUUGUGCUGCUUUUUAGUAAGUGUGCGGGGGUCUCUGGUUUACUGAUAAAGUCAGUCCUUUUUUUGCUUCAAAGCCUGAUCUGUUCUCUGAUCCAGAGGUUCUCUUGGAAGAUCCAUUGACUUGAAUUGGGUACAAGUAGAUGAAUGGACAACAGGGCUGAGAUCUGCGUGAAUCCAGCAGAUCCUGUGAAUAUUUUAAUGUGACUGUGUACAGAGCAUUGAAUAGAAUUGUAGCUGAUUUGAUUGGGGAUUUUAGUUGAAUUUACAUAAAACUGAUGAUGUGAUUUGUAGACCCUAAGUUUGCUUUGUAAGGUUUCAGUUUCUGGAGGAUUAUUUAACAGCAGUACUAAGAGAACCUUGGUCUCUAAGAUUGUUGUAAACAUCGUUGCUAAUAAAGUUUCCCAGAAAAGA